Heterotrigona itama is the source of this 7065-nucleotide messenger RNA. The record is from the annotation of a GenBank genome assembly. Lineage: Eukaryota; Metazoa; Arthropoda; Insecta; Hymenoptera; Apidae.
GAUUUUAUAAGCUGAUAAAUAUUUUAUAAAAAUAUUUAGUAAUAUGACUGUGGUAUCUAUAAUAUUUUAUCCUAAUAUUAAAAAAUCAAAAUUUUAUGUAAAAUGUAACAUUUUAUAACAAUGUGACAUUUUUUCUUUUAGGUAGUAAGUUAAGAUUAGAUAUUUAAAAAUGCAAAGUAUUAUACAUUCUAUAGAGCAGUGUAAUGUUAUCCGUUAUAUAUCUUAUAGAACUGCAGCAAAAAUGCAAAUUUUGCAUAAGAAACUUUAUAUGCAGUAUGUUCAAUUACAACUAAUUGCUGCAGUCUUUGAGCGCCAUAGACUUUCAAUUACAGAAAAUUGUGUAAAUUUAGAUUCAAGUGAAAUUGAAGAUGUUCUUUCUGAUAUUUAUUUUGCAGCAUACAAAGAAAAUAAUAUCAAUUUUGAUGUUGAUUUUGUAACAAAAUUGGCAUUGAAUUAUGUUUUAACAACAUAUGACAAGCAAUGUGCUAGGACUGUUUCUGUAUUUUCUGUGAAAGUUGCUUUAGUACUAAUUAGCUCUGGAAGAUUACAAGAGAAGUAUGGAUAUUUUUAUCAACAAUUAGCUGAUCAUAAUGCAUGCUUAUCUAAAGCUAGUUUACAUUCAUUACUGACAAAUAUUUGUAAAAUUGCGGAAAUGCUUGGAGAAAGUACAGCAUAUGGAUCUCAAAAUAUCCAAUCGCAUAUUGAUAAGUGUUUUUCAAAGUCUCAGGGAUGUCUUGGAGUUACUGAAUCAGAAUUUGCAGCAUGGAUUAUGCAAGAACCUCCUUUACUUGUUUGGAUAACAACAUUUAAUCGUAUAAAAUCUGCAGAAUAUAUCAUACAUAAUGUUAGAUGUUCAUCUUGUAAAAUAAUACCAAUUCAAGGGCCACAAUAUACGUGUCUAAAAUGUGCAUCAUAUCAUCAAUGUCAACACUGUUUCUUAUAUGACAAAAUAUCUGGAAAGCAUAAACUAAAACAUCCAGUUCGUGAAUUUUGUACUAAGACUUCAAAUCGAGAAUUAACAAAAUUAGUCAUUGAAUUAAUAAGGAACAAAUUGAGAUUAUGUCCUGCUAGAUCUAUUGAAUUAAAUGUUGACGAAAACAUUCCACAUAUAAGUAAUGAAAUAACACAUACUGAUUGUGAAUCAAUAAGAAGUACGAUGAAAAGACGAGUUUUAAGUGAUCCACAAAAAGAGCUACAAAGUAUAAUUACUCAUCUGGAAGAAGAAAAUAAACAAUUACAAAUUGAAUUACUUGAUAUACAGGGUACUAAGGCAGAAAGACUUCAACGUCAUAGAGUUACAAUCGAAUCGCAAUUACAACGUUUAAAAUUAUUAAAAAGGUGUUUAUUUACUGAUAGGAUUUACAUGCCCCAAGUAAUUAAUCAUAUGCAAAGUACACCAAUGGUUCCUCCUCUUUCAUCAAGAUUAACAUCUUUGCCUAUAAAUUUUGAUUUAAGUCCAAUUAUUCGACAAGAAAAUGUAGAACACAUUUCAGAUGUAAAUGUUACAGAUAUAUUACAGUCAAAUAAUUUCACUCGAACUGGAGAUUGUAUUAAUAAACAAAAUCAUGAUGUUAUUAUGGAUUCUGCAGAAGCAUCUACAAGUUUAGGAUUCAGCAAUGUACUAGAACCUACUCAAAUAGAAUUAAGUACAUGGAUUGGAGGUAUUCACAGAGAUAAUACACCAUCAUCCUUACAAAGACCUGAUAAACAUUCACAACAUAGCAGUUUGCAAAAUAUUCAAGGCGAUUUAAAUGAUAUACUAGAUAGAUUGCAAAAUAUGGUUACAGAUGAUCGUUUACUGGAUGAUUCUUAUGUUGCUAAUGACAAUUGCAAAUUAAAACGUGCUACCACAGAAAUGGAAGAUUUAUUAACAGGACUUAUUCAAGGUAUGGAAUCUCGAAAAAGUAAGCUUACUACUAUUGUGUAGUAAAUUUAUUAAUUAUAAUUAAUAUUCUGAAUUUUCAUUAUAAAUAUUUACAAAAUAAAUAUUUCCGUCCAUAAAGUAAACUUCAAAUUAUAAUUAUGAAGUAUUAAUAUUAAUUAUAAUAAAAUUGUAGUGUAAAUGUAAUAUGUAAAAAUAAUAUAUAAUUAUGGCAACAUUGAAGUAACUUUUUACAAAUUUUGAACAAAUUUCAAAAAAUGUACGAACGUACAAUUUUCAAACAUUAUAACAAACUAUUUUUAGUGUAUGUUAUAUGUAAACUUCAAAUAUAUGACAUAAGCAUACAAAAUAGAUGUAUAUCAAAAGAAUAGUAUGUUAUUUAAUAAAAACUUUUUUAAGAAAAAUUUGUUCUUUUUUUGCUAGUUUACUUAACAAAAUAAACAUUAAUUGUCUUAUAAAAAGAUGUAAAUAAGAUUCAUUAUAUUGAUGAAUAGACUAGAUUAUCAUUUAAUGUAGUUAUAUGUCAAUAAUAUGAAAUAUGUUCAUUUAGAAUAUAUAGAACAUGUAAUAUAUUAUUACAUAUCUUUUUCAACUAGCAAUGUAUCCGUUAAAUAAGUAACUUUAAAUAAUCGGGAGAAAUGUAAUUUCUCUGAUGGUAGAUUUACUGUCCAUGCCAUUACACGAAUAUCACGAUUAUACCAUUCUUUUAUAAGACGCGGAUUUAGUAUAUCUUUGUGCAAUAAUACAGCAGAUACACCCAGAAUAUAGUAUACAAAAUGGUGGAACACCCAUUCAUAAAUAUGAUCAAACAAGCACGCUACUAUAUGUUUAAAUGGAUUGCUAUAUUUCACUGGACCUGGACCAUCUAGAGCUGAAUAUGAUAAUCUUGAAAAAUAUUGUGGUCUCCAUGCAAGACCUGCCACAAUUCGAGGUUCCUUUCUUCUAAUCAUAUAUACAAUAAUAGGAUUAAAACUGGAUAUAAUUGCUCUCUGAAAUAAUUUUGGAUACUUUUUAUAUGUAUCUAAAAUUACUUGCACUAUUUCCAUUUUGGUUUCUUUUAUAUCAAUAAUUAUUCUUUGUUCAUUUGAUAAACAUAUUUCUAGAGCUUCAUGAAGCAAUGGAAUUUUUUCACCAUCAAUAAACUUAUCUUUAAGUGGAUGAUUAUGGGAAAUAUCUAAUUGUUUUAACUGAUCCCAGGUCAUGUCUUUAAUUAUACCAGUUCUUCCAGUAACUCUAUCAAUUGUUAGGUCAUGAAAUAUUAUAGGUACAUUAUCUUUUGUAAGAGAUACAUCAAAUUCAAUUGCAGUACAUCCUUUUUCCUUGCUCUUACGAAAGGCUGUUAAGCUGUUCUCAGGGAAAUCAUAUCCUCCACCACGAUGAGCCACCACUCGCAUGCAAUAUUGUUCUCCAUUACCAUGAUCUUUGAACAUAGUAUUAUCUUUUUUCAAUGAAAGGGGAUUUACACCAAGCACUUCUUGCACAAUGCUCAAAUUUGGUGGUGGAAUCCUGGUUAUUUUUAAUCCAACUGCGAUAAUAAAAGAACCCCAAACAAUCCAUGGUAUGCAAAAAUUAUAAAAGACACUUAUCAAGGUACUCCAAAUAAUUUGUGAAAAUAUCCACAAUAAAGCACUAUUCAGAAUUAGUUCAAUAAUUCCAUGCAUUUUUCAGAGAAAUCUUUAGUCUUGUUAACGUUUUUUAAAAGAAAAUGUAAGUUAACUCUACGCAUACAAAAACUUCAACUAUGAUAUUGCUGUAUAGCACACUGUAUUACUUGAAAAUUUAAUUUUGCACAUUCUUGUUAACACUCUUUAAACUUCUUAAUAUACAUAGCUAUGUCUGAUAACACUUGUUUACACUACAAUAUCAGUAUUGAACAAAUAGAUGAUUUAAUAUCUUUGUAUCCCUGAAACAUUAAACAUUCUUUUAGUGAUAUGUAUCUUAAGUGUGAUUAAAUCUUAAAUAUCAAUUAUCAGAACUUUUAGUUUGUUAAUUAGAAUUACAUUUUACCAAUCGUACUUUAUAAUAUAAUUACAAUAAAUGUUCUUUAACUAUAGAUUGUCACAAUACUAAAACUCAGUUUACAUGAAAGAUACUUAUCAAUAAUCCUGAUUUUUUUAUAUGAUAAAAAUAUAUAGAUGCAUACGUAACAUCACAUACGAAGGCAUACACAGCUACGCAUUGGCGCUACUGAUGUAAGAUUUACUAUAACCAAUUACAUAAAAUUCAUCACUAUGAAUUACAUACUAUUUACAUUGGAAAAUGAAAAUAUGACAUUAAAUAAUAUUUAAUGAAUUGGAGACAAUUUACAUACUUAAUAUAACAUUUUACAUUUACUAUUAUAUUAUAUUAAAAAAAAUAUAAAUGACUUUAUUAAACAAAGAAUAAUAAAAAUUAAUAAAGAAAAAAAAACAUUUGAAUAAAAGACAAUGGGAGAUUCGUUAGAUUUUUUAACAAAAUAUCAUAAUAUAUCUAAUAAACUAAAGAACGACAUUAGCAACUGAAUGUGAACAAAAGGAGUUAUGGCAAUAUGCAGGUUUAUGUCUAUUAGAUGCUGCUAGAUGUCAAGAAACAUUAGAAAAUAUUUUUUCUGAAUUAAAUUUCUUAAUAAAAGCUGGUCGAGAAUUUCUUGUGGCUGAUAAGAAAGACAAAGAUAUAGGAUGCCCUUCUAUAGGACAGGAAAAUACACAGGCAGCAAUAAGUUGUUUUGGUCAUGCGUUAGCACGUUGUCAUAAUCAAAUAGGAUUCAAUACUAUGUCAGCUGGCUUAGCACUAGAACUUGCACUAGCUUUGGGUCCUACUCCAGCUGGCAUACAACAAUUACGUAAAGCUAUUGAUAUUUUCCCAACUAUAAAAGCUAUUAAUACAUUAGUAUCUUAUCACAUUAAGCAAGGUGAUUAUGUAUCUGCUUUACAAAUUUUGAAUGAUUUUGUUGAAUUUGUUGAAAGUUAUAUUAAUGCUGGUGCAAGAGGAAAUUACAGCAUCAUAUUACACAGAUUUUAAUAUGUGUGAAGAUGAACUAUUAUUGUUACAAUCAUUAGUAUUGGCAUGUCAAUCACAUGAUUAUCAAGCAUUGAUGGAAUUGGAAAGGGAAUUAUGGAUUUAUCUAAACGCUGAACAAAAGGAAUUAUUACAUAAGUUAAUUCAAGUUUUAACAAUACAAUAAAUGGACAGUGUUAUAUCUAUAUCAAUAAUUAAAAAAUUAAGAAUAUUAAGUGAUAUAUAAAUGAUAUUUUUUAUUAAAUUUUAUAUUUAUUUUAUUUAAGUAAUACGUUUAAAAAAUGUUUUUCUUUCUAUAUUUAAUAUUUCAUAUUUUAAUAUUUUAUUUAAUUUAAAUUUUUAUUGUGAAAGCUUAAUAAAUUAAUUCGUUAAAAGCUAUUUGAUGAUGUAAGCAAUUCUCACAUGAGCCAUCAUUCCUCCCAUUCUUGUAAAGGAGGUAGAUAAAUAAGUAUGUCGUAUCUGUGUGAAGUGUGAAAGGAAGAACUUGUUGCUGAAAGCAAGGACUUUAGAGGGUCGAACUGUACAGUGUGCGUAUUUCUAUAUAUAAUGAUACGUAUGAUGGUAUUGUAGAAGAGGGGAUCUCUUGCGUUCCACGAAUAUACUAAACUCCACUUUCCUAUACCCGAAGAUGAGGCAAGUCACUAAGGUAGAGUCAGUGAUUACGUGGACGUGACCACGGCUCUAUGUUAGUUUGACGUAUUCGCUAUUUGUAAUUUUAUUUUAUUAAGCAAUAUGACCAAAGAUUGGAAAACUAUUUUUGUAACCGGAGGUGCUGGUUACAUUGGAAGUCAUUGCAUCGUCGAACUUUUAGAGAGUGGAUAUAAUGUUGUUGCAAUAGAUAAUUUUGCUAAUAGUGUUACUGAAAAUACCGGUGAGUCCGCAGCUCUUAAAAGAGUGGAACAAAUUACCGGGAAAAAAGUUAUAUUUUAUAAUUGUGAUCUCAUUGAUCGAGACAAACUUGAAACAGUUUUUAACAAGCAUAAAAUAGAUUGUGUAAUUCAUUUUGCGGCAAUAAAAGCGGUUGGUGAAUCAAUGCAAGUGCCGUUGCAUUAUUACCGAAAUAAUAUCAUCGGUGCCAUUAAUUUGCUAGAGGUAAUGAAGGCUGCUGGAUGCUUUCAAUUAGUAUUUAGUAGUUCUUGUACUGUGUAUGGCGAGCCAAACGAACUUCCAAUUACGGAAGAACACCCGACGGGAAAUAUUACAAAUGUAUAUGGUAGAACAAAGUAUUUUAUCGAAGAAAUGCUUAAAGAUGUAUCAAGAGCUGAAAAGAAUUGGAAUAUCAUUUCACUAAGAUAUUUCAAUCCAGUAGGUGCUCAUCAAAGUGGUUUGAUUGGAGAAGAUCCCACAAAACCAUUUACGAAUUUAAUGCCUUAUAUAGCGCAAGUAGCUUUAAGACAUAAGCCUGAACUCGUUAUUUUUGGAGGUGAUUACUCUACAAAAGAUGGUACAGGCAUCCGUGAUUAUAUUCACGUUAUGGAUUUAGCUGCUGGUCAUGUAGCAGCUUUAAAUGCUUUACAUAAACGACAUUUGAGGCUAAAAAUUUAUAAUUUAGGUACUGGUAAAGGAGUGUCUGUACUUGAAUUAAUUAAAACUUUUGAGAAUAUCACAGGAACAACGGUGCCAUAUGUUAUAAAACAAAGAAGAGAGGGUGAUAUUGUAUCAAUGUAUGCGAAUACAGAUUUAGCAGAAAAAGAAUUAGGAUGGAAGGCUAAAUAUAAUGUUGAACGCAUGUGUGAGGAUUUCUGGAGAUGGCAAAUGAUGAAUCCACAUGGUUAUCGUAGUUCAGUAAAAAAUGGUAUUAUGGAGCAUGUAAAUGGCACUUUGUAAUACUGUUACUUCACUAUUAUUAAAACAUCAUUAAUUUAUGAUAAUAAAAAAUGCAAUAUAAAAUCAACAAUAUUGGAAUAUUUUCUUCUUUUUUAAUUUAAUACUAAUUAAUUAACUUAUUUACAUCUGUGUUAAUAUUGUUUUGAGUUUCUUUUGUUUCUUUUGUAUAUAAUGAUAAGUGUUGAAAUUUUAAUACUUCAAGACCCCAGCUUGUCCAUUUAGGAAGUAAAUAUCUAGCAAAUAUUUCUAAACAUCUUGGUUCAUUUGGAAGAUAAUCUUUCAUAACUUCUAUAAUUCAAAUAUCUUUAUAUACCUUCAAUAAUUUUUUUAAUAUAAAUUAUUAUUGAUAUAUAGUUUUA